CUCUUAUAAUAAUUUCUUUAAUUUUCCGCCGAAUGGAGCUAGUAUCACAGUUAUAUUACGUUCGCAAACAAAUAGAAUUAUUUGCAAUGAAAUUGAAAUAUUGAAUUGUUUUAAUCACUAAUUAAUUAAGUACAAUAAACGCGAAAAAUAUUGUUAUUCUUGAGUGAUAAAUACCAAAAUAAAUCCUAUUUCUUUAAUGAAUAAAGAAAAGAAAAAAUCGUUCAAUACAUUUUAAGUAAUAAAAGAUGUGAAUUCAACAAAAAAUAUAAACGAAAUUUGUAUGGCGGAGGGGAGAGUUAAAACAACGAAGAAAGAGAGAAGUUUUGUAACUUCGGACCACCAUUCAGUCGAACAAAGUGGCAGACGCUUGCGUCUCAUGAUAAGGAAAGGACCUCCGAGUGUACCGUGCUGCGUCAUCGUAGAAUGGACACACAAGGGGGAAUGUCCCGUAACACUGGACCUGGUUUGUAUGAAUUCCUUAUGGAAGCAGAACUCCAACAGUAUUAUCCUGGAAUUCGAGGGGACUUGAAAGUACAGACAACUGCUCAAUUGAAAUAUGUAACAGAAGAUGAUUUAAAUGCGAUUGGAAUGAGUAAACCAGAAAUGCGUCGUUUAAAGAAAUAUUUUCAAAAACAUUUUCCACAAAAUUAUUUAUCUAAAUUCAAAAAGAUGUUACUACCAAAACGGGAAGAACCAACUACAGGUGCUUUAACUAUGUUGCCAGAAGAAAGGCAAGAUAGACCACCGAUUCGUGUUCCUAAUAAACAUAUGAUACCAGCAGAUGCAAUUAUUGUGAACAAAGAAUUAGGAACAGGAGAAUUUGGAGUUGUUCAACAAGGUGUUUGGACAAACGAUGGUGAAAGAAUACAAGUAGCAAUUAAGUGUUUAUCACGAGAAAGAAUGCAGAAUAAUCCGAUAGAGUUUUUAAAAGAAGCAGCCAUAAUGUAUGCAAUAGAUCAUGAACAUAUUGUAAGAUUGUAUGGUGUAGUUUUAGAUACAAAUUCUUUGAUGCUUGUCACAGAAUUAGCACCUCUGAGAUCAUUAUUAGAAUGUUUGAAAGAACCAAGUUUACGUAGCAGUUUUCCUGUACUUUCAUUAUGUGAUUUUUCUGUACAAAUCGCAGAUGGAAUGCAAUAUUUAGAGGCAAAGCGAUUAAUACACAGAGAUCUUGCUGCUCGGAAUAUUUUAGUAUUUUCUAAAAACAAAGUCAAAAUAUCUGAUUUCGGAUUAUCUCGUGCUUUAGGAGUUGGAAAAGAUUAUUAUCAAACAAAUUUCAAUGUAAAUUUGAAAUUACCAAUAGCAUGGUGUGCUCCAGAAUGUAUAUCAUAUUUAAAAUUUACUUCUGCUAGUGAUGUAUGGGCCUAUGGAGUAACUUUAUGGGAAAUGUUUAGUUAUGGUUUUCAACCAUGGGCAGCAUUAACAGGUCAUCAAAUUUUAGAAGCGAUAGAUGAUCCUAAUUUUCAAAGAUUAGAACAACCAGAAUGUUGCCCAAAAGAAUAUUUUUCACUCAUGCAACAGUGUUGGCAACAUGAACCAUCUAAACGCCCCAAAUUUUCUGAAUUAAUUAAUCUUUUACCUGAUUUGAAGCCAGAACAAGUUCAAGCUGUUCAAGAUAGCAUGGAAACAAAUCAGCUUGUUUACAGACAAGGAGAUGUUAUUACUGUUCUUGAUAAAGGAAGUAGUAACACAUUAUGGAAAGGUGUUCUAAAUAAUGGAAAAACUGGCUUUUUUAAUCCUGCUCAUACAAUAGCAUAUCUUGGAUCUAAUUUACCAAGUAAUAAACCAGGUGAAUUUACACGUGGUGAUGGCAAAAACACAUUUUCUUCUCAAAGACGAAAGAUUCGUACGGAUAUGAUUUCAUCUCCACAAGGUGAUUUGAAACACACUGGUCAUGUUGGAUUAGAUGGAGCUUAUUUUGGUGAUAUCGGUUUUCUCGGCGGAAAAUAUUCACAUUUACCACGACAAGUGGUUCCACCAUAUAAACCACAAGAAGAUGUAACGGAUAAUUCUAGUCAAGCUUCGAGCCAGGAAACAAGAAGCGCGGAUACAAAUAGAGAAUUAUUGAGAGAUUAUAGGAAUACACAACAGGAUGUUCAAAAUAAACAUGAAAGUUUGUGGUCAGAUGUAAAUGAAGUGUGCCAUACUGCUAAUUCAAAUAAACAAUCUAUUCCAUUAAAUAUGGCUAGUAAUAAUGAUCUUGGAGCAGAUCAUGAAUAUCAUGAAAUAAGUGAUGAAGAAAAUCAAGAUAGUCCAUUAAGAUUUGAUAAAACAUUAAAUUUUGAUUUUGGUCCAAGUUUAUUGGCUGAAAUGGAUCAAAUGUUUAGAUCACUAGGAUCUUCUCCUCCUCCACCACCUCCAAUUCAUCCUUUAUCAACUGAACAUGAAACAAGUAAUGUUCGAAAUGAACUGAGAGAAAUACAAGCAAAGCAGAGCAAUAAAAAAAAGCAAGCCACCGUGAGUCCAAUAAAUGUGAAGCCUAUCUCAGCUGCCGAUCAGAAAACUCUCUACUCAGCCAUUGCUAUGGCACAGGAAUUGACAGCACGUUCCAUGACAGACCUUGAACAUCCACCGGAGUCUCCCCGAACACCUGCCAGUCCUUCAAGACGCAGAAAGUUCUCUUUUAAGUUGCCACAUCAACACAGUCCCAAACCAGACAGACGACACUUUUCAGAAGAAGCUGCCAGUAUACCUGACAUACAGUGGUUGUGUUCAAGUUUGCAAUCAUUAUCAUCCACUGUAUCAAGCAUAGAAUCACUUGGAGCACCAUCUACUUUGAAAUUACCAUUAUGGGACAAAGCAUCUGCCGAAUUUUGUUUCGCUAAGUCUCGUGAACUUCUAACUAAACCCACUGCAUGGACUUCUUAUAUGGAUAUAGAAUUCGAUGCACAUAUCCUUGAUAAUGCAGUUAUGAAACAAAAUCUCGUGAAGUCAACGGAAUUCUUGGAAAAUGGUAACAAAAAGAGUAAUUUCAAUUGUGAAAGUAUAACAGAUAUAAGUGGAAAACAAAAUGUUCUUCAACAAAAUGGAAAAGUAUCUACUCUCAAUAUAGAAAAUUCAAAUUUCGAUUUUUCUCGAGAACAAAAAAGAGUAUCCACUAGUUAUGUGGAUCGUUAUUUUGAACAAUCAAAAUAUUUCGACGAUGAUAGUAUUAUAACAGGUCCUAAUGAAAAAGUAUCAUAUUUCGGCGAUGAUAAAUACGAUAAGAUUAAUAAUUUAGAACAACCAAGUAAAUCUGGAUGUUAUUCGAACAUUCAGGAUCAAGGAUCUAUUGCUGUGAAUAAACAUAACCAACAGAUAUCAGGCAAAUUUGUUAAUUGCGAUCAAUCAUUGAAGGAUAAUGUAAAUUUUGAAAUACAAUGCGAAGAAACUACUGGUUUUGAUUUGAUGAAAGAAAAAUCUUCAAAUUUUGUUGACUUUACAUGUAAUAAGUCUAUUAAAUUUGAUUUACCCAGAGAUAAGGUAAUUAACAUAGACCUCGGUACAAAACCGAAGAUUUCUAGUUCUUUUAGUGAUUCUUCUAAAAUGAAUAUACCUGAAUUUCCUAAGAAAAUUGACAUAUCAAAGAUGAGAGGUGGGAAAGUACCAUUUGUACCAAGAAAUCCAAGUCAAGAAAGUAAAGGUAUCAUUUUUGGAUCUACAGAUAGUAUAAAAACAAAUUUAAAAAUGGGAGGAUCAGACAGUCCUAGAGGAAAUAUGGAAGCUAUGAGAAUCAAUAUUCAAAGUUUCCGUAAAAUAGAACAAAAUCAAAAUGGUCAUGAGGCUUUUCCUUUUGUUAUAUCCAAUAAUCCUCUAUUCAUUGCAGAAUCUGAAAAAAAAGAAUCUCCCGUUUAUAGUAGUUCUGAAAGUUUACGAGUUAAUUUCCAACGACUUAGAAGAAAAUCUGAUGCAGAAGUAAAUAAUCAAAUAGAAUUGAGUAGCAAACUUCUGGCAGAGAAAUAUCAAAAAGAAGUAUCAGGUUUGGAGAGUGUAAAGAAUUAUUUAGAUUCAAAGAAAGGCCAAGGAUUGAAUUUAGGUCUGGGUAAAUUGACACAGAAUAUGAUUCAAUUAGGAAAGAAUAUCGCGCAAAAUUCAAGAAAUAUAGAAAGUACUACCACCAAAUCAUUGGUUACCAGUGUAAGGAAUUUGGAUAUAUCUGGUCAAACUCAAACAUCUCUGAGAAGUCUAAAUAUACAAAAACCUAAACAUUUAGAUUUGAAUAUUCCUCUCCAAUGUCAAUCACAGACCAGUAUAAAAUUGAAUCUGACUUCACAAAAAACGAAUCCUCCAUCUAGUCCCAGUCUACACCAACAUAUUUUAGAACCACCAAAAUUGUAUCAGAAUGACAAUACUAGAAAAGAACUAUCUAAGACUGAUACACUUUUAGAAAAAAUGUCUACAGCUACCAAUAUAUAUAGACAUAGAACGUCUUCCCUAUCAGAGAAUAGAAAACCACCUCUUAAAAAUAUAAGGAGAUCUUUUCAUCCUAUUAAUGAUUCUAGUGAAGAUUCAGAUUCUAUAUCUCAUUCGGAAACAGACAUACGGAGCCGUUUGCGUUAUAAGCGUCGUCAUAAAAAACUUCCGCAUAAUCUACGAUUAAAUUUCAAGAAUAAAGGUCAUUUUUUGCAUCCGGAAGCGGCUAGAGGAUUUUCAUCGAUAGAACUUUGCGGAAAAUCUCCGCCUCCAUCGACCAGCUUUUUAAAUUCUCUAUCACCGCCUUUUUCUUCUAGAAAUAAUUUACUUUCUUGGCCAGAAAGUGCGCCCAGUUCUAGUCUGACAUUUACUAGCAAUUCUGAUUUGGAUUCUGACACUAGUUCAGAAUACCCAGAAUUCACAAAUGACAUAUUGACUUUUCCACCAUCCCCAGCCCCAUAAAUAAUCUAUAAUGCUUUAGAUUUGGUCUUAAAGCCUGAUAUCUAUAAUGUGUCAUCAUUGAUAUGCCAAAUGCAUGUUUUUGGCAAAAAUAUGUAGGACAAUGCCAGAGUUGGGCAGAAAUAUUUUAUUUUUUUUUAGAUUAAAUUCCAUUGAACGUUUAUACUUGAUUAUAUUAUAAUAUCAUAAUUAAUUAUUGAUAUUAAGGAUGAUGUUAAAAUGCAAAUAUAUUUAAAAAUAAAAUUCUUGAUAGUAAUUCGUGAAAGUUUUGAAUGAAUUCACAUUAAAAAAUUUUCUAUGUUAUAAGACAAUGGCUUUUUCAAUAGAAUAAUUUUCAUAAGAAAUCCUCAAAUAGAUAUUAAUAUAUUUGUGAGAUAGGAUUGAUUCUAAAGACCAAAAAAAAAAAAGACAAGUUGAUAUACAAAAAUAUCGAUUGAUAUUUAUUUAUUAUAAAUUAUUAUGUUAGAUGAAGCAAGACAAAGAUAGAGCGAGCCGUAUGACGAAGAUAAAGCUUAUUUUCUACCUUCAUAAAGUUACAAAUAAUUGAAAUAAUUAAAAUGAGAAAAAUGGCUCUAUCUGUGUUACAUGUAUGACAGAAAUUAAUAUCACAUUAUUAUAUACUAACUUUUAUUUUGACUUCUAGAAUUAAUUCUCCAAAAGAGUCCCAUGAAUUAUAUAUUAAUAUCUUAUAUAUAUAUAUUUAAAAAUGAAAAUAUAAUUCUUAAUAAAUGAUAUAUUAUGGAUAUGAAAGAAAUGCAAUUAGAGUUGCUGUUUUUUUUAUUAAAAUCUUUGCUAUGGUCAUUAAAUGAAAUGAUUAUUGCUCAAUUAUAAUUAAUAGCAAAUAUGAUGAAUUAAAUUUUAUUUUAAAGAUUUUCUUGGAGAUCAUGUAGAUUAUAUAAAUCGAAAAUAAUACCCAACUCUGGACAAUAUACAGUGUACUUAAACGAAAAACUGUUCUGAAACAGUUCUUCAAUCACAUACGCUUAGCAUGCUUGCAUGUUACAUAAUAAUAAUUAAAUAAUAAUAUCUAGUCGAUAAUAUGUUUGGAUACAUUUACACGUUUAUACUAUUUGUACUUGAAAGGAAAUUUUAAUGGGAAUAUGUUAAUCAUUGAAUCACAUAUAUCAACAUACGAAUCUUUAACUUUAAUAUUAAUACUUUGUCUUAUGUACAUGUAUAAGGAAAUACAUUGCAUUUAUUCCGUUUAAGAUAAUAUUUUUAAUCGGUCUAUAUCGAAUAUAUAUUUUAUAAUUUGUUCACCUUUUUUUGGUAUAUUGAUUUGCAUCAUGAGGCAUAAAGAGUGUGUUUAUUAUUUUUCCACGUGCUUGUGAUUUACUUUCAAUUAGAGAGGAUCCAAGUUUCUGUAUAUGCUCUCAGAAGUCAUUUUUUCAUAUUUUAAAUUAUAGUCACUCUCUCUGUCUCUCUCUGUCUCUCUCUCUCUCUCUCUCUCUCUCUCUCUCUCUCUCUCUCUCGCUCUCUCUUGCUAUCUUUCCUUUUAUUUGUUAUUUUCGUUCUUUAAUUUCUGUUUCUCUUUCCCAAAUCUAUCCCCUCCCACGACUU
Messenger RNA from Apis laboriosa (Himalayan honeybee), 6408 nucleotides. It is a transcript of the gene Ack-like, whose product is annotated as activated Cdc42 kinase-like. The record is from RefSeq and is a predicted model, not a curated record. The transcript has 7 exons. Gene Ontology annotation, biological process: protein phosphorylation. Bases 424 to 4851 code for a protein of 1475 amino acids. NCBI's taxonomy places the organism in Eukaryota, Metazoa, Arthropoda, Insecta, Hymenoptera, Apidae. Gene Ontology annotation, molecular function: protein tyrosine kinase activity; protein binding; ATP binding.